Molecule: messenger RNA, 369 nt
Organism: Arctia plantaginis
Lineage: Eukaryota; Metazoa; Arthropoda; Insecta; Lepidoptera; Erebidae
Source: the annotation of a GenBank genome assembly
AUGGCGGAAGAAAUCCAAAAGAAAAUGCAGAAGGAACUGGAAUUACUAGGUGGUAUCCAAAAAGAGUACCGUAAGGGGGUCGCUUUGAAACAACAAUUAGAUAGUCAGCUAAAUGAAAAUAAAGCUGUAAAGGAAGAACUAGUGCUGUUGAAGAAAGACGCAGAGGUAUACAAGUUAAUUGGUCCAGUGUUAGUAAAACAAGAUUUAGAAGAGGCUACACAGAAUGUCGCAAAACGUAUGGAGUAUAUUUGCAAAGAGAUUAAAAGAGCAGAUGACCACAUAUCAGCCCUAGAAAACAAGCAAGAAGCCCAUCAGGAAAAUCUGAAUAAGCUGAAGAAUGAUCUAAAUAAACUUAAAAUAAAGGCUUGA